This is a messenger RNA of Mus musculus (house mouse), 2156 nucleotides long. RefSeq names its product tRNA phosphotransferase 1 (gene Trpt1). Bases 72 to 821 code for a protein of 249 amino acids. Gene Ontology annotation, molecular function: transferase activity; tRNA 2'-phosphotransferase activity. Gene Ontology annotation, biological process: tRNA splicing, via endonucleolytic cleavage and ligation. Lineage: Eukaryota; Metazoa; Chordata; Mammalia; Rodentia; Muridae. The record is from RefSeq and is a predicted model, not a curated record. The transcript has 8 exons.
CAUGCUCAUUGGCCUAGGACGCCGGGGCCCGCGAAGCGGAAGCAUUGGGACAGCUGAAAAAGGUCUUGAUCAUGAACGCCCCUGGAGGAAGGAGGAAGGAAGGUAGAAGGACUCAUAGACCCCGGGAACAGGACCGAAAUGUGCAGCUGUCUAAGGCUCUGUCCUAUGCCCUUCGCCACGGGGCCUUGAAGCUGGGACUUCCCAUGCGAGCUGAUGGCUUUGUGCCCCUGCAAGCCCUCCUGCAGCUGCCCCAGUUCCACAGCUUUUCCAUUGAAGAUGUGCAGCUCGUGGUCAAUACCAACGAAAAGCAGCGGUUUACCCUGCAGCCAGGCGAGCCGAGCACUGGGCUCCUCAUCAGGGCCAAUCAGGGCCACUCCCUACAAGUCCCUGAGUUGGAACUGACGCCCCUGGAGACACCACAAGCCCUGCCCUUGACACUAGUCCAUGGUACAUUCUGGAAGCACUGGCCAUCUAUUCUACUAAAGGGCUUGUCACGCCAAGGAAGGACACACAUCCACUUGGCCUCAGGAUUGCCUGGGGACCCUGGUGUCAUCAGCGGCAUUCGUCCAAAUUGUGAGGUGGCGGUGUUCAUCGAUGGACCCCUAGCCCUCACAGAUGGAAUCCCUUUCUUCUGCUCCGCCAAUGGUGUGAUUCUGACUCCAGGGAAUGCUGAAGGCUUCCUGCUUCCCAAGUACUUCAAGGAGGCCCUGCAGCUUCGACCUACACGAAAGCCUCUCUCCUUGGCUGGUGAUAAAGAGACAGAGACUCAGAGUGGCCCCAAGCUCAGUUCCAGAGGAGGAAGAAGAAAGAUCCAACAAUAAAAUAUUUAUUUAUUAAAAAACCUGAAACAGACACAGAAAGAAAGUCCAGCUUCAAACCAGGAUUUGUGGUUCCUCAUCCGUGUCUGGCAUUCGUCGUGUGCUUAGGGACUACAUAGAGGUCGGGGGUGUGAGCUUCUGCCAACAGGGUGAGAGGAGGGGCUCUGUGUGGCUCAGGGCCCAUCAUCCCUAGGCUGGCUGGUGGUAGCACCUACCCCAGCGAGGGCCCUGGCCUGCCUGGUGACAACAAGUGAAGUUGCCCAGCAGUGUACAUCCCGGGAGUGAUGGAGCAGUGUGUUCAGGUGGGUGUGGCCUUUGGGGGGUCCCUGGAGGUGGUGAGUGGAGCAGGGGCUGCCCUCAGAAGGCCUCAUGGCCUCCUGUAAGCUGCAGGAACAGAUCCUCAUCCAGCUCUUCCCCUCGGGCCCGCUCUCGGGUGGACAGGAAGAUGUAACCCCCGAUGUACUCGUGCACGAUGCGGCAGCUAGCAGACACACAGCUGAAGGCCACAUUGAUGUGUUCAUCGAACUCAAUGGCCACCUGCAGGUGGGUUGUCACAGGUCCAGUGGGCUGGGGCAACAAGCAGCAGCCUCUGCCCGGCCCUGGUUGGGUCUGAGCUGGCUACCUGUCCCUGUCCCUGCCCUCCCUUGGGGCCUACCUGCCGUAUGUCCCAGUUGACGUUCCAUUGCCGCAUGUUGCUGAAGCGCCAGGUCUUGACCACGUCACCCACGGCCAGAUCAAUCCGGAUGAGUCGGUUGUUGGCAAUGCCUAGGAUCUCAUCUUUCCUGCUGCCCUUGAACCUAGAUCCCAGGGAGAGAGAUCGUGAGUGAGAGCUACACUGUAUAUGGCCCCAGAACACACCCCAUGUGUUUAUUGCUGCAGGGACCUCAAGGUUGGAGCACAGCCUCACCUGCCUGCCCCAGGGCUGCAGCUCUGCAGCUGCUCAGCCCCAGGCAGCCAGCCAUUCAGUGGCUCUUAGCCUCAAGCUCCUACUUUGAAAAAAAUGGGGUUGUCCCUGGGCUUAUGCUAACCAGGUAUGGUACUGUAGGCCUAUCCCAGCGAAGGGGCUGAGGCUGAGUUCACAUCAGAUUUCCAUACAUGGUAAAAGAAGCCCUGCCUCAGGAACAGGAAGGGCCGGGACGAUGCCUAAGUCAACAGAGCACCUGCCUUGCACACACAAAGAUCCACAAGUGCUCGUGAUCCCUGGGGCUUGUUCGCCAGCCCGCCCACCCUCCGUGUGAAUUCCAGGCCAAUAUGAGACCUUGUCUCAAAAACAGGAUAGAAAGGCCGGGUGGAUAAAGCUCUUGCCACACAUGUGUGAAAAUACAGAACCCUUGCAAA